Messenger RNA from Cavia porcellus (domestic guinea pig), 14718 nucleotides. It is a transcript of the gene Chid1, whose product is annotated as chitinase domain containing 1. Gene Ontology annotation, biological process: carbohydrate metabolic process. The coding region runs from base 311 to 1564 and encodes 417 amino acids. The record is from RefSeq and is a predicted model, not a curated record. Gene Ontology annotation, molecular function: chitin binding; oligosaccharide binding. NCBI's taxonomy places the organism in Eukaryota, Metazoa, Chordata, Mammalia, Rodentia, Caviidae. Gene Ontology annotation, cellular component: endomembrane system. The transcript is spliced from 11 exons.
UUGCGAUGUCCAGGUCACAUGCCCUGGUACACAACCGACCCCUGCUUUAGCAGGGGCUAAGCGACCAGGACCCAUCGGAGGCAGCGUCGCGCAAGCCCCGCCCACAGGCCCGGGCCUCAGCUCUGCAGGCCCCACCCCCCGUCCAGUGUGCCAAGCGUGGCGGGCGGAAGUUGGCGUAGCGGGAGCGGCUGGCUGUAGGCGGGACUUCCGGAGGGCUGUUGCAUCUUCCGGUCGAGCGGUAGGGUUUCGGGCGGCCUCCGGACAUGAAGCCGCCUGGCCCUGGAGGCUGACUGUUCUGUGACUGCCCACCAUGCGGAUGCUCCUCCCCAUCUUCCCUGUGCUUGGGCUUGCUCUGAUUUGGGGUUCUGUUCGUGCUACCUUGUCAAAGUCAGAUGCCAAAAAGGCUGCCUCAAAGACACUGCUGGAGAAGACACAGCUUUCAGAUAAGCCUGUCCAAGAGCGUGGUCUGGUGGUGACAGACCUCAAAGCAGAAGAUGUGGUUCUUGAACAUCGCAGCUACUGCUCCUCGAAGGCACGGGAGAGGAAUUUGGCUGGGGAUGUCCUGGGCUACAUCACACCCUGGAACAGCCAUGGCUAUGACAUGGCCAAGGUCUUUGGGAGCAAAUUCACACAGAUCUCACCCGUCUGGCUACAGCUGAAGAGGCGUGGCCGGGAGAUGUUCGAGAUCACAGGCCUCCAUGACGUGGACCAAGGUUGGAUGCGAGCUGUGAGGAAACAUGCCAAGAAUCUGCACAUUGUGCCUCGUCUUCUAUUUGAGGACUGGACUUACGAUGAUUUCCGGAACGUCUUGGACAGUGAGGAUGAGAUAGAAGAGCUCAGCAAGACUGUGGUUCAGGUGGCAAAGAACCAGCACUUUGAUGGCUUUGUGGUAGAGGUAUGGAGCCAACUGCUGAGCCAGAAGCAUGUGGGCCUCGUCCACAUGCUCACCCAUGUGGCUGAAGCGCUGCACCAGGCCCGGCUGCUGGUCAUCCUGGUCAUCCCUCCCGCUGUCACUCCAGGGCCUGGCCCCAAUGCACCACUCUCUUGGGUUCGAGCCUGUGUCCAGGUCCUGGACCCCAAGUCCAGGUGGCGAAGCAAGAUUCUUCUGGGGCUGAACUUCUAUGGCAUGGACUAUGCAGCCUCCAAGGAAGCCCGUGAGCCUAUCAUUGGGACUAGGUAUAUCCAGCUGCUGAAGGACCACAGGCCUCGAAUGGUGUGGGAUGGCCAGGCUGCAGAGCACUUUUUCGAAUACAAAAAUCCCUGCAGGUGCAUCUGGAGCUGGCCAAGGAGCUGGGCGUCGGAGUCUCCAUCUGGGAGUUGGGCCAGGGUCUGGACUACUUCUAUGACCUCCUCUAGCUGUGCCACCAAAUUGAUGUGGACUGUUGGCCAAGCCCAUGAAAUAAAAGCCUCAUUGUGUGCUGUGACUUCUGCUGUGGUCCUGGGGAGCCAUACAGCAGAGGGUGCUGUCCUGGCCACCAGCCAUGGAGACAACCUGGGUUGGGUCCCUCACAUGGCCCACCCCUUGGCCCUGCCCAACUCUGCUCAGUGGCCAGUGCAGAUGUAGGGAGGGCAGUGGCAGACCACAGGCCAUACUGGGAUGGGCAUCAUGAGCAGGUGCAGGUACCAGGGGCUGUGCCCACCCCACCUGCCUGCUCCCUCUCUAGUAGUCAGUCCCUGAUCCUGCUGGCUCAGGUGGAGGGACCUCUGUCUAUCUCCAAGCGAGACAGGAUCCUGUCUCUUGCCCCGAGCCAUGUAGCUGGGGAUCCUGAGGGGCAGAUUAGGGGGCCAGCCUCACUUGGACAAGCUGGCAGCUGGUCUCUCUGCUCACUGUAGUCAAGCUACCACUAGCUGUAUCCUACCCUAACCAAAAGGGGACCCUGUAGCCACCAUUCAAGCCAAGACCUUGGGGUGAUAGGCUGUGUUCACAGGAGGACCCUGGGCUGGGCCAGACAGACAGCACUCCCACAGACAGCACUCCAGCCCCACCUUACCUGGUCAGUUAUGUGUGUGGUGUGUGUUAAGUGGUCAGUUAAGUGUGUGGUGGUGGCUAGAUGCAGGUUCAGCCCCACACUGGCCUCAUGGGAGCCUAGAGCCUGGAGUACCCACACUCCUGUGUACGUGGCAGGUGCCAGAUACAACUCUCAACUCUGUGAGGGGACGGGGUAGCCAGUUCCAGUUCUGAACCAGCAAGGUCAGGGGUAUCAAGUUGACAAGGAUGGCGUGGUCAGUCCAGAUGCCUGUGGUGUGAACCAGGAGCUAUCAGGCCAGCAACUCCAGAGCCAGAAACUGACCCAGGCCCAUUUAGGGGCAGCCACCUGCAGGACAGAGGUCACAUAGUGGACCUCAGAAGAGGCUGGUGGGCAGGGAGGGCCUUUCCCUAAGCUGCCCUAGCUUUGUUCUUGGGGUCUCCCCACCCACGUGACUUGCUUGGCUCAAGCUGCAUCCACACCACUGACUCCGUGGGUUCCGAGAACACAGAACAUGAGACUCGUGCCCAGAGCCAGGGUCUAUUCCUCCCCCCGGUGCUGGGCACUGUGUCCUGUGGUGACAGGAGGGGUUAAGGCCCCAGAGGCUGCCCAUGAAAGCAGUGGUGCCAUCUGGAGACCUGUGUGCCCCACCCAAGCCCCAGAUGGUCACCACUCAGCCCCCUGGCACAUGGCAACUGGCCCUGGGUAGCCUGAGGCACAUGGGCCUGUCUUUAACCCUCACCUACGACGAGGGCACUACUUCCAUAGACUAAGGAAGAGGCUAGAAGUGAAGGCACCAGCAGAAGGAGCAGGGUAGGUGCCCUAGAUCCCAGCAUGGGUGAAUGAGGGGCACCCUUGCACACAGCUGAGAUGGUGCUGCUCAAGCACUUUAUUAAAUGCACCUGGAGCCGCAGCUCUCAUGGAAUGUGAUGACAGCCUGGCCCAUAAGCACCAGGACCGGCAGACUCAGGUGAUGAGAUUGGCCCUGUGUCCCUGUGCUGGAGAGCACAUGGGUCCAAAACACUCGGAGGUCUUCCGUCUCCAGUCGACCCCUCCAUCCGGUCCUGAGACCCCACAGCUGCCUGCGCUGAGGUGCCAGCACCUGCCACACCUGGCGGAGCACCGAGUCCUGGCUGGGAUAGGGGCUCGGCUGUGGCAUCCCCUGCCCAGUGGCACCCCAUGGUCUAGGCACCGUAGGUGUCUGCCCUUACCACCUGGCAGUACAUGGUCAUGGCAAAGGUCAGGCCCAGAAUCUGUGGGUACAGGAAGGGCUGGGCAGGGAUGUUUCAGCACCUGUGGGUAUCCCCACCCACCACAGGCCUGGACCCCAAGGCAGUGUCCUCCUCCCUGCCACCCCACCUAUCCUGGCUAUGGCCUGAGUGUCAGGACUGACCUAUUUGCCCUGGUCCUCCCUGGUGCUAGGGAGAACAGUGCAUGCACUGAGGCCAGACUGCCCCCAGCCCUCCCCAAGGGCGCAGGGCUCUGCAGCUUGGGGUGCUGGAGGUCUCCACCUCUCCCAGCCUGUGCUCACCCCCAUCCUGUCACAAGGAUGUCCCUGGGCCUGAGCACCACACACCUGCACCAGUGCCGUGCACAGCCCAAACACACCCACAGCCAGCAGGUUCUCCUGGAGCCAGGCCUUCACCGUCUCAUAGCAGGGCUGUAGAGAAGCAGAGUCAGUGGCUGCCUGCCUCCCACCACUGGAACCCCUUGCUGGGUUACACUCACCGCCUUCCACCAGGUGCCAGGCGCGUGCAGCCCACAGCCAUCGCUGAACUCCAGACAGCAGGAGUCAGGCACACGUGUGGCAUUGUACACCUCAAACCAGUCUGUGUAGUUGGAGACACCGCAGCAGCGGAACUGGGGAAAGGAAGGUCGGCUGAGGUGGGAGAGCCAGCCUGGGCAGUCUUGACCCCGCCCCAGGGCAUCCUCUGUCUCACAUCGGUCUGGAUGAUGCUCCAGGCGUUGGUGAGCCCCACAUUGCCUGGCGUGCCAUACAGGUGCAGGCCCUUCUUCAGGUCUUCUUGGGCAUACCUGUCAAUCUGGGGGUGCAGUGGGGUCAGCAGGGCAGGUAGCUACCUCCACCUGAAACUCCAAAGCCCUUCUGCUCCCCAGUCAGUCUUUGUGUCACUGCUGCUAAGGGUACCCCUCCUUCCCAGGCUUUGUGCACUCACAGAAGCCUCCAGGACCUGGGGUAGCCCCCAGGCUGGGAAGGGAUUCUGAGGUGCAGGCCACAGGUGGAGCAGAUUCACCUGCACACAUCUUGGGGCUCAAACUCCCCCGGGAAGUGGCUGGCUCCAAAGCCAGGCAGGGUGUGGCCACCUGGAGCUGCCUGCCAUGCCCCAGUACAUGAAGGGUCUGCAAAGCUACAGUGCACAGCGUGCUGGGACUUGAGCACCUGCCUGUGUCAACAAGCCUGUCCCGUGGAAAUAGGUGUCGAGUAAGGGCGGGCAGCAGGUUCUGCUCUCAGAACUGCUCAAAUGGUGGCCACAGCUGUCAUCCCCACCUUGGGAGCCAGGCUCCCAAGGGGCUGCUGUCCACCUGCCCUGUCCCCACCCAGGCCAUGUGCCCCGUCCAAACCUUGUCUGUGUAGGCGAAGAAGAGCACGGCGAUGGUGGUCUCCAGCAGGAGCACCAGCAGCAGCAGCACGAAGAACUGUGGGAGGUUGGGCUGGCCUCAGGGACCGCCAGCGUGCCUGGCAUCCCACACCUUCAGGCAUCCCCAGCACAGGUGGAGCCCUAGUCCCCCACCCACCCUGAGCAGCGGCACUUACUGUGAGCAGCAGGCACUUGUUCUCCUUGAGGGCCCCGAUGCACCCCACAAAGCCAAUGGCCAUGACAAAGGUGCCUGUGACGAUGAGCAGAUUGGCAGCCGACAAGGACGGGAAGGAGGAUGACAGGGUAGCAAAGUUCCCCUGCGUGGCAGCCAGCCAGAUGCCAACGCCCAGAACACCACAGCCUCCCAGCUAGGACAGCACCAGUGGGGGGACAGACACAGGACAGGAUGAGGUGCCCUGCAGGCCUGGGGGAAGAACGGGCCUUCCUGACCCAGCACUGCUCCAGCCCAGCGCAGGAACUGGCUGGCUGGGAGCCCACAGAGAACUGAGGAGCACACUGAACACUGCCCCAAGGCUGGACGAAUCUCAGCCUCCGAGUGGUGGGAACACCCCCCCCCCCCGCCUGCACCCAUUGGUCCCCAGGAGGCCCUGCUCAUGCUCCCACUGCCAGCCAGCACCUAGGCCUGAUGUUUACACACAGCACUUCCUCGACUACAGCCCUGGGCCCCCCAGGGAGCUGCUAAGUCCUGCCUGAGGCUGCUCUCAGGGCUUGCCAGGCCACUCUUCCUUGGAGUCUUGAGCAUCAGGCUGGCUAGUAUGACCUGGCUAUGACUCUGGUCCUCAGACUCCCCCUCACAGGGGCUUCAUAGACCUGGCCGGAGACCUUGGUGCACUCACCCAGGCAUGGCUCUGGAUGGAAAGCCGGGGGAUCCUCCACAGGAGCAGGGCACAUGGUACCAGGUGACACUCUCACUGGAGGGUUGAUCCUCAAGGCCCCAGGGCUAGCUGGGCUCUGCUGGCUCUAGAGACCCUUUAGCAGACCCAGCCCUGCCUUGGCCUGAGCCUCACAGGGGACCCACAGGGGCAGCGUGUCACUGUGCUGAGCAGGUGGGGCAGCUGGGGCUGGAGCUCCCCUUAGUGUUCAGGAUGUCGUCACUCCUAGGAAGCACGAGAGCCUGACCAGUGCUAGCUCUGUCCACACAGCCACUCUAGGUACCAUCCAGGGCCUCAGAGCCCUCAGAUGGAGUGUCAACCACUCCUGGGCUAGUGCACAGCCUCAGGUCUGCCAGGACCCAUGGGGUGACAGACAGGGUCCCACAGGGUCCCACAGGUCACCAGAAACUGUAUAAGUGGCACCCAGUGGAGUCACAAUCAGCUUGCCCAGCUGCCAUGCAAAUACUGCGUCAGAAAGGAAGAAGGGCAGGCAGGGGUCCCCAGCCCCCCAUACCUGUGCAUGGGAAGGCUGACAUCACAGGGAUUCAGGCAGACCUGGAUGACACUCACCCAACCCAUCACACCUCAGGUGGUGAUGUCUGAGCAGAGGAGAGGGGCUGGCGUAACAGGAAAAAAACCACUAAAACUCAGAAUGCUCAUAUGGUCUGCCUCUGCCUUGCUGCCAAGGAUGGCUGGUGGCUGUCAGCAGGAAAGACAGCCACUGUUGUGCCCUGGCCUCUCGGGACCCAGGGGGCAGAGGGAGGACACUGCUGUAUACAGCAGCUGGCACCUGGGGGGAAGGAGGGCUCUUCUGGGGUAGAAGGGAAGGGACCCUCACUGCUACCCUCCAUGAAGGCUCCAGACAGCGGGAAGCCUGUCACUACCAUCACGGCACUGCAUUGGAUACCAUCAGCUUGCACCCUCCCUCCAGGGCACCUCACCCCACCUGCAGUGUCACACGCUGGGUGUACCUUCCCCCAGCCCUAUCCCUGCCCCCCUCAUAGCGCCCUUUCCUGUGCUACACAGGGGCAUGUAAUAAAAUGCACGUUCUUGGAGAGUAAAAUUGCUGUACCUGUAAUUCUGAAAAUGUUUGUGUGUACAGCUUUUAAAACAUUUUGGCAGGAAAAUUAUAGCCUCAAAGUGCUGAGGAAAUGGACUCACUAGACUUGGACCCAUAGGCCUCUCCCGGGCUGGAGAGCUGAGACUGCCAGGUCAGAUGUGGGAACCUAAACCCCACCUAGCAGUGUCCCCCUGUACCUCAGCCCCAGAGGAGCCCCUUUGUGCCUUCUUUAUGCUGCAGAGGCCCUGGCCCCUGCAGCAGUGUCCCAGCAUCUCCUGGUUAAUGUCAGCCCAGAGCAUCUGGCCUGCGCACAGCCCAGCUGCCACCUGCCCACCCUAGACUUAUGCAGUGCCCAGGCCCUUGCUGAGGACAGGAAGGCUUGUGACAGCCCUGGAGGGCUCAGCGGGGUCACCCUGGUACCCAUCCAGCCCUGGCAUGAAAUGGGUGCUCAGGAAUACACCUCUCCAGUGUGCUUCUGCAUCAGCCUGAGGCUGGGUAUCAGGGAUCCAGUGCCCCCUCCACCCUACUAAGAUGAAUACCUGCCACCCCUCUGGCCACACGGCUCAUGGUGGCAGAUGGCCUGGCAGCCAGCCACAUCUCUCGAGUGGAGUAAGGGCUGCGUUCCCACAGGGCCAAGGCCAUGACCAGAAGCCGCUUUCUGCGAGGUGGGCGGAGAUGCUGCUUACCCUGGAGGAGUGUGCCUGUCCACCCCUGAGGCCACCUGAACCCCAGCCAGUCACUCACUGGUCUAUCAGGCCACAGUACAGUGGGCUACUUCCCUGCCAUCCUCAUCAUGGCUGCUGUCACUGGCAGGAGGGAGAGGAUCCCCAAGUGUCCAGCUCUGCCCUGUCCCUCCUGCACCAGGCUGAGGGCUGCUAUCCCACAGGCAUCAGCUCCUCUCCUUCGAAGUGAAAGAGCCCAGGCCACAGGGCCCACCACAGCUCCCAUCAGCUUCGGACAGGCCUAAGACACAGGGCCUUCCUUUAAGAGACGGUGUGGGCACUGAGGCUGCCACUGUGACACCCUGGGGCAGGCUGCAGUGGCCUGUUCCCUCCCAGCAUGGGGGAGGUGACAGGGGUAGGGCUCUGACACAAGUCCUGCUGCCUGAAGUCCAGCAUGGCUGACAUGGGCUGUGGAAUACAAGCUGUGAAGCCUCUACACCUGUUUACCCCAAGGAUACAGGCGGAGAUACUGAGGACUGGGGAAAGGAGGGGCUCCCCUGUGAUCCUCAGUGUCCAGGUGGCUGAAGGCAGGCAGGGCUGCUCCACCAGGCACAGCCACUACUGUGAGGAGCAGCUGAGGCUGCUCUGAGAGCCUGGGCCAGGGCAACAUACCUCGGCAGCCACAGCUACCUCUUGGGCAGCCAGGCUACACACCCAAGCCCGUAGUGCAGCCAGAGAUAGUCUCACCGGGGUUGCUCGGGUGGGGUUGCCCAGUGGGGGAGCAGGGCUCAGCCAACUCCCUCAGCCCUGGGGACCUCAACCUGCAUUGUGGGAAAAGCUCUGCUGGCAGCAAGCCAGCUGAUGAGGCAGCCACGAGGCCUGACUUGGUUCUCUGGAGCCACAUGGCCCCUGCCCCUCCCAUGAUGACAGGGCUGCCAGAAGACCCCCAGCCCAUGCAACAACCCCAGCCUCAGCAGAAGGCUGGCCAGAGCUGAGUUAUCACCCAGCAGGUGCAGCUCCAGGGUAUAACUGAAGCCACCAUGGGGCCCUGUGGGCCCGGUCCCAGUGAGCACAGGAGAGAUGCAUCAGGGUCAGGUCCUAAGGAAUGGGGGCUUGCUGCUCAUUCACCCUUUAAUUAGCCAGAGGGGUGCAGUUCAGGAUAUCACUGUGACAAGGUUAAGAUGGGAGUCACACCACCAGGCCCAUACCACUCUUUCAAAGCACCUUGCCUCAGACCUGCUGGGCGUCAGUGACGGGUGUCAUGCCUGGAUAGUAAAAGGACUAUUUUCUAGCCCAGAUGUCCCUGCAGGCUGUGGGCGCAUCCUCUUCAGGGGCAGCAGGCAAUGAGGCCUGGAGCCCCACCAGGGUGUCUCAGGCAGACACCCUGCCCCAGGACCCCUCGCCAUCCCCUUGCAGGUGCUGUCUGGUCAGGGAGGAGGAGAAGAGGUGUGGCAGGUGCCUGCCGACCCCACAAUGCCAGCCAAGGUUGCCUACCCCACACCUCACCUGCCACCCACCCUCUGAGCUGGCACCUGUCCCUGUAAGCUCCAGGCCUGCUCCCCUGUCACACUGUCACCUGUAGCAUCUCCUGUCUCAUUGCACUGCCUGGGACACUCCACUGAGCUGAAUGGGUGCUGGACAAUACUGUGCUGGUGCUGCCCUGCACAGCCCAGGAAGCUGCCCAGCACCUAGCAGAGCCUACCACACCUGCCCUGCUGCCCUGGCCUUGUCUCAGUCCUCCGGGAACCCUCUUCCCCCCUCCUACAGGGGACCCAGAGAGAGACCUUCUCAGGUCACACCUACAGGCAGCCAAGCUGUGACCCACCCAACCCCCUCGCCACCCGCACAACCAAGACCAGGCAAGAUGAGAAGGCAAGAGGAACCUAGUCUUUGGCAGACCUGGCCUGCAGGACACCCUGCACAAGUGAGCCACGCCCCUCACCCCACCGCGGGAGGAGACAGCAGGCUUUGGAGCAGCAGAGACCCUGUAAUGACCUUGGCUGUUUCUCCCCAAGCCUCCACCAGCGAAAGCCCCAGGCCCAGACCUGGCCCCAGAGGCCUCCUCCCUGUCCAGGCCUAGCUGACCCUGCAGCAGCGCUGUGAGGUGACAACUCUGCCCCCAUCCAGGUGGCAAGGAACUGCUCUCCGCUUGGUGCGAGUCCCACCCCGACACCCACCCACACACACUUUCGAGUGCGCAAACCCCACCGGCACCUGGCCAAAACUGGGGGCGCUCUGCUGCCGCAGGGGGGCCGGGAAAGCCAAGCGCCUCCCCAGCGCAUCGCUACCUGUGCGGACCACCCUUACCCGCGGGAAAACGCCUCCGUGACUCCCCACCGAGUCAGGGGAGUACAGUGGGGUACUGGGGGCAGAGCGCACGUGGGGAGGAGGCAGGAGAUAUGGGGACCUAGGCGGUGACACCCCUCCCUGCGCAGCGCACGUGCACGCCACUCACCCAGAAGAGCAGGUUGAAGGCGAACAUGAGGUACUUGACGCCCUGUAGGCAGCCGCGCGCCAUGCUGCAGCGCUUCAGCUCUAGGAGAAAGAUGAAGGACAGGUCCAGGUAGAAGACCACAUACUUGCUGCCCCGGGGCGCCGAGUAGCGCGCCUGGGCCGUCCGAGGUCCAGGCCCCGCGUGCAGCCCGAAGAAGACGCCGCCUGCGUCCGCGCGUCCACGCGGGCUGCUACCGCGCCGGAAAGGGCCCGGGCCCUUGCCCUCGGGCGACGGGCUGCGCCGGUACGCGGACUCGUCCGUGCUCGAGCGGCGCAUGGCGCGGGGCCGGGCCGUCACCGCCGCGCGCCUGCCGCCCCAGGACGCCCCAUCCCUGCCUGGCCGCAAGUGCACCCGGCCGGUUCCACCCGGCCCGGCCCCGCGGUGCGGCGGGGACGAGGCCCGCUCGGACCCGCACAAGUCCGCUUCCCUGCGCCCCGCAACGCGGUCCAAUCCCGCGCCGCCCCGCCCCUUCAGCCAACCAAUCGCAGCGAGCCCGGCCCCGCCCCUGCGUCUCGCCGCGGAGGAGAAAGGCGGUGAGACCCUGCAGCUCUGCCUGAACAUCCAUCCCACGACCCCAACACGCCGGAGCGCUGAGCAAAGUCAGCGGCGACCCAACUGGUAAGGCUGGCAAUUUGGGGCAGCUCCCUGCCUCAGGCAUCUGGGGAGCCCAGGAUGCCCGGGAAGUGGUGGUGUUCGGACACACGAGCCAGAAGGGAAUCUAAAGAACCCCCGACGGCGUAGGGUACUCUGGUGGCCUGUUCUGUCUCCCAGGGCCGGGGUGGAGCGCCAGUGACUGCCGUUUCAGACUCUGUUGGAACCAUUUCCAGAUGUCUGAAAUUUCAGAAUUAAGAGGUGCAAAUUUCAUCUGCACCCACCCGUUAGCCUGAAAGACUGCGCUGUGGGUGCACGUAUACCAACCGAUCACAAAGCAAAGAUGGGACUGAUGUCCUGGGCUGGGCCCUACAGCUCUCCCAAGGGCGCAGCCCAGACACCUCACUACCACCCCUACCCCGAAAGCAGGCAAUCAGCAUGGAGCCAGGGCGCCCGUUGACCUGCUACCUGGAGCACUGGAAUGGGAGCCAUAACUGCAAGGGACACGCCAGGCCGCGCCUAUUCUGGACCGAGGCCCACUGAUGCCCACCUAUGGAGGGAAGGAGGUGUGGCCAGGCUGGCCGGCUCCGCAGGUCUCUGGAAGGGCCACAACUAGCCAUCAGUGCCUGGGAGGGGAACUGGGAUGUACCAAUUGAUCCCCCAACACACCCUGGAAUGCGGGUUCCAGACGCCAGCCCUCAUCUGCCCUCUGGGGCGAUAGUAGGUAACUGCAGCCCAGGCCCUAAGGCCGACUCCAGGGUUCCAAUACUUGGGUGGGGGCAGGAGGGGUUUCCUAAGGUCUUCGGCCUGUUGCUCCCAUUAGGGAACACGGACAGAAAAGGGACAGUGCUGGAACUGUGCAGCAAAAGCCAGGCAGGGGAGCAGAAAGCCCUACCCACAGACUGCCAGGAAGCAGUAGCAGCAGAUGAAACCAGAACCUUGGGGUCCUCCAGCAGCCCCUGGCCCCAUUUAACUGCCCCAUGUCCAAGCAGAGCAUGGACACAGGCUGAUCCAGGGCCAAGUGUGCAGGCCAGCACAAGCAUCUAAACACUACUGCAGCAGUGCACCACACGUGCUGACCUGCUUGCAUGGAGCACCAGCAGGCCACCCCCAGCUGGCCCUGCAGCCCACAGCCAGCUCAACUCACCAUGGGAUGGCUGGACCCCAGGCUGCCCAUCUGGCCCCACAAAAGCCAACUAGGGGUGUGGGGCAAGGAGCAGGGGCUACAAGGUAAGAGUGGGUCCUGCUAUCCAGGCAGCAGUCCCAAGCCCUACCUCUCCAAACCCCAUAUAGCUGGACCAGAUGGGCAGUCACAGUGGUGUUGGACAGCACCAUGAGGGCCCCCUCCCCCAGUGCCAAGGCCAAGGGUGAGCGCAGUUGGGAGCCUGUCUGAGUUCUGGUCCUAAGUUUACGGCCCAGGGUGCCCACCCUGUGCCCCUCCCUUGCAUGCCACCUCCAUGGGCAGAGGCCAACUUGGCAUUAGGGCCCAUGGGCCAAGCAGCUAAAGAUGUCCAGGUCCACAGGGAGGCUGCAGACUGGGCAAGGGUGCAGGGCCCUGGCAUCAGUGCCUAUAUGGGAUUGUCAGCCCCAGGGACUGUCCCUGAAGCCCAGCCCUCUCUUACAGGACCCCCCUCAGGAGACAGGCUCAGAGACUGUGUCUGUCCCAGCACCUAAGAAGUGUCCACAGGCAGACAGGCAGCCACAGGGCCAGGACAGGCCGGUCACAUCCUACCUACCCAGGCAGGACAUUCCUGGGUGAGCCCAGGCCUGGGGUGGGGUGCUGGAGAACAAUCAGCACAGCCAUGGUGGCUUGUGCCCUGCAGGAAAGACUGCAGAAUGCAGGCCGCCCUAAUAUGACAGAAAGGUUCCUAGGGACCAGAGGCCAGAGCCCAGGAAACCCUACCCCUGGGCUGGGCUGUGCCACACAAUGGGGCCAGACUUGCAGCCAGUGGCUCAGCCUGGCAACUUCCUCAAACCCCAAGCACAUGCACACUCUUGGAACACUAUGCUUCAACAUGUGUUCACAUACAGCCAUGGAGACACAGUGCAGGACACUGGCCUGCACACCCACAGCUAGCACUGCCCACUUCUCUCACUGCACCCCAACCUCCUCAGCUGAGCAGACAGUUGCCCCUCAGAGGCACACCCCACCCCUAGCCAGCCAACAAUGUCCCAGGGCGAACACCCACCUACCAAGGCCCCAAAGGAGGACACCUUCAGCUGUGGGAUUGGAGUGUGAGCUGCAAGGAGACCACGGCCAGACCCACAGCACUUAGGCAGCCCACACUGGCACCCAGGCAGAGCUGGCUCUGAGCAGGCAGGGAGGGUAAAGCUGACUCAGACAGGCUGCAGUCCAUUGUCCUGCUGUACAUCCUGCCUUGCUAGCCCGGGUGUCCACCUUGCCCCACCCCAGGGCAGGGGCACAGCAAUACAUAGGGAGUGCAGCUCACACAGCCUGGGUAAGGCCAUCUGAUCUGCCUAACUCAGGGAAGGACAGGAAGGGGGAAACACACACACACACACACACACACACACACACACACACACACACACACGUGGAUCCUCUCUUCCUCUGGGCCCUCCUGAGCCUGGCUCAGCACCUCCGCCACUUCCUCAAGCAGGCUUCUGCUGCUAGAGCUGCACUCCAAGCCCCUCCAUGGUCAGCAGGGCAGGCCCAUCCGGCAUACCCCCACAUCUGGGCAGGCCCCAGCUCCCAAAGGACCCUGUGCGCAGCAUUCACUCGCAUGGCAGCUUUCAGACAGCAAUGGAUGCCUCCGGGUAAACAUGCCAACCCAGCCAGCCAGAGGGUGCAGAUGUGGGGCUGAGACUGAGGUCCUCACAAGGAAAGGUACUAUUUCCACCAGAGCACUACAGACAAGAAAACUUAGGCUGUGACCCAAAAAUCAGAGUGUGAGGUCCGAGGCACCCCAGCCUAGUGCCCUGCCCUGCCCGGCUGUUUCCAGAGCGACACCCUGGCAAGAGGGGCUCAGUGGUAGGUUUUCCCCUGGUCCCUGGCAGGAACUGGAGCAGGAGAGUGGUGACCGAAUGUGGGCACAUGGGCAAGCGUCCCCUCCUCAUGCCACAACCCUUCUCCUGGAAGCAGAGCCCACCAGCCCCAGGGUCCCUCAAAAGAAUGGAACUCAAGGCCUAUACCCCAGCUGCCUCCUUUCCCGCUGCUGUACCUCAGGAACCGCCCCGAUCCCAACCUGGUCUGGCACCAGAUACCCACAGAUGUGGCUGCACCAGCCUAGGUGGAGAAGGGCAGCAGGACCCUCAUGUCCACCCAGGCCUGAGUGUGGACGGCACUCCCACGGCCCAGGAGCAGCUCGCGGCUGGUCGGCCUGCGGAUCCAGAGCCUGGAGGGACAGAGGGUCAAGCCCGCCCCAUCGGCUCACACUCGGAAUUCCAGGAAUGUCCCUCAGCCAGGCCCCACUUCCCGGCCCUCCCAGGGUAAACAACUCGUCCGGGCGAGAGGCAGGGUGGUCAGGCCCCGCCCUUCCGCCAGGUCCCCCGAGUCCCCACCCAUCCCCAGCUGACCCGGGGCGCCCUCGUGCCUUCACCUUGCUGCGCAGCCGAGUCUGACUCGGACCCCGCUGCACCGGGCCCCGCUGCCCCCUCGCCCAGGCAGGAUGUGCGUCCACUCGGCCUGGGGCGCGGAGAAGGGAAGUGGCCUCUGCGCGUGGCUCCGCACGUGCCCGCAGUAGGGGAUGGCAGAGCCGCGGGGGCGGGGUGCGAACGUCAUAUGCCCCCACCAAGGCCGAGUUCUGAGUCUCCUGGGACCCAGACAGCAGCGCCCCGGUCCGGGACCCAAGUGCACCUCCUCCUUCCCGUCUCCGGCUCUCCCUUAAUCCCCUGUUAGCACCCUGUCCCCCAGGUCCUUGGCGGCCUGUAUCCCCGGAGGCAGGCGGUCCUGUCGCUCCCAGCGGUAUUGCGGGCACAGCCUCCCGAACCAGAACAGGUUCGCUGCGAUUCCUCCAAGUACGCCUCCUCCAAGCCGCCUGCCCAGACCACCCACCUUGCCGAGGCGAGAGUUGGUUCUUGCUUUUGGCUCCCCUACUCGCGCCCCUCCAGCCCCUACCCGGAAAGGGCGGCCGGAAAGCCGCCGUCGGGGACCGGUCACCGCGGCCGAUGUCCUGCGGCGUUCCAGGGGUGCCCGAGAUGAAGCGGCCGAGUCCCCGAGGGCCGCGGGCAGAGCUCUAGGCUGGACCCCUCUGCCAUGGCCGCGCGACCCAGGCAACCUCCCACCCCGUCCCUGCCACUUGUUGCCGCCGUUCUGCUGGAGUCACGUACACGGCCCUCGAACUCGUGCAUUUGUCUUUCGCUCCGGUGGCGGUGGGAUUCCGCUCGGCCCACGGGACCUCUGCCCACCGGUGCCGUACCUGCGCACGCAAACCCGCUUCCGCAGCUAAAUUGUCAGUCAAGCGAGCACGAGAAACGCGAAUCGGUGCUACAUC